AUGCGCGCACCAGCUAUACUAUUCGCCUCCCCUCAAGACCCUACGCGAGACCAUCACCCCUCGUACCGUCAACGCCGUUAUCCCUCUACGCCUACGCCAGCGUGGGACCCAACGGUAUGGCCGUCAAUUGACGACCUCAAGGCUAUCCAGACCCGCCAACAGCGCCCAGAGCCCUGCCGGAAGUGUAGCGCUAGAUUCCCCAGCAAGAACGCUCUCUUCCGCCACGUCUAUGCCAAUAGCUGUGGAAGCCAGUUUCGCUGUCGCAUCUGCUAUAGCGAUUUCACAUCUCGCAACGCCCUAUUCCGACACCUACAACAGGGCUGCCAGCCCUCAGCCUGUAGGGCUGGAAUCCCACAGCAGGAGACUGCUAAGACUACUGCCGAGACUACCGAGACUGCCGAGACUACUGCCGAGACUGCCGAGACUACUGCCGAGACUGCCGAGACUACUGCCGAGACUACUGCCGAGACUGCCGAGACUACUGCCGAGACUACUGCCGAGACUGCCGAGACUACUGCCGAGACUACUGCCGAGACUGCCGAGACUACUGCCGAGACUGCCGGCCAGACCAUAGAAGUUAUAGAACGGGCUUCUGCGCCGUUUCUACAGACCCUCUUCAACGCCGCUAAGCAUGCCCAUAUCUAUACCGAAAUUAGCCUCUGUAUGACUAUGCUACAGUCUCAACGACAACAACAGCAACUGCUUUUCCUACCAGACCCAGGGAGAAGAUUCGCAGCCAUAACGAACAUUCAGCAACGAUACGGAGUAUUCUGGCCCGACGCCGACAGCAAGUACGGCAGGGAGCCUAUAUUCUAUGACCAACAGACACUAUGCUACCGAGACGUAGAUCUAUGGCUCUUAGCAAUUGGAAGGAAAAUCGUUAAUCCAUACGCUCGAGACGAAGUCCUCCGAGAAUGGCAGAGCCUACUCAGAGGUAAAGCACUCAGCUGGUGGGAAUAUCACCUUAGGCCCGUGGAAAGGAACCGGUAUAGGGCCCUAGGAUGGUACGGCCUACAGAAGGGACUAAGUGCCCGCUUUGGGCCAACCCAGCUAGUUAAUUACAGCCAGCCAGCCAGCCAGCCAGACAGUUACGCCCAGCCAGACAGUUACGCCCAGCUAGUUAAUUACAGCCAGCCAGCCAGCCAGCCAGACAGUUACGCCCAGCCAGACAGUUACGCCCAGCCAGUUAAUUACAGCCAGCCAGCCAGCCAGCCAGACAGUUACGCCCAGCCAGUUAAUUACAGCCAGCCUUAG
Molecule: messenger RNA, 1254 nt
Organism: Colletotrichum truncatum
Lineage: Eukaryota; Fungi; Ascomycota; Sordariomycetes; Glomerellales; Glomerellaceae
Source: RefSeq, a predicted model, not a curated record